Funneliformis caledonium is the source of this 714-nucleotide messenger RNA. The record is from the annotation of a GenBank genome assembly. Lineage: Eukaryota; Fungi; Glomeromycota; Glomeromycetes; Glomerales; Glomeraceae.
AUGUUUACAGCAUCAAACAAAAAAACCGUCGUUCAAUAUGAAAACGACUAUAAAAAAGCAUUCCUUAUCUUUUUCAAAUUUCUAACUAGCGAAAAUGGAAUCGAUGAGAAUAAGCGAAAGUUUGUACUCGAUUGUAUUGAGAAAUUUGUGGAUACUGAAGGAUAUGAUUCAACGGAAGGUUUCUUCCUUGAUAUAUUUGAAGAAGUUGGAUUCGAAGCGGUUCAAAAUGAUAAAUUCGGCGCGAAGAGGGAUAAUAAUAUCAUUGAAAAAAAAAAAGGUGGUACGUCCAACCUUGUAACCGAUGACAGCACCGUUUUAGAAUUCCCAAUGAAGAUCGAUCUCCAACAAAUGCACUUGCUUCAAUUCUUUCAACGCGCCUUGGCUCUCAACAUCGCCACCGGAAGUUCAAACAAACGUAUCUUUGGAUUCCAAAUUCCAUUCGUGAACGACCAUGCAUUUUUUGUUAAAACUUUAUACUUGGGUACUAUAAUGGUGCGGUAUAAACGAGAUGGGGAAAGCUGUGUACCCGAGAUUGUUCAAUUGGAUCAAAUCCCAGAUGGAUGGAAAGUUGACGUUUAUAGGAAACCUCUUGAUGGUACCACCAUCUUCGACUUUUACCAACAGGGUCUGAGAAAGAGAAAAUAUUUCAUGGAGAAAAAGACCAAGAAGAGAAUGAUUCCAAUUUUAUUUGGUUCAAAGAAACGUGUUAAUUAA